AUGCUCGAGGUGCUGGUGCUGAAGAUUGAAGAUCCAGGUUGCUUCUGGGUUAUUAUAAAAGGAUGUGGUCACUUUUUAGAUCAAGAAGUUGACUAUCAAAAACUAAAUAGUGCAAUGAAUGACUUCUAUAACAGCAUGUGUCAAGACAUAGACAUAAAACCACUAAUGUUGGAAGAAGGGCAGGUGUGCGUGGUGUACUGCCAGGAGCUGAAGUGCUGGUGCAGGGCCGUGAUCAAGGCCAUCGUCUCUUCUGCAGACCACUACCUGGCAGAGUGCUUCCUCGUGGAUUUUGCCAAGUAUAUUCCAGUAAAAUCAAAAAACAUUCGAGUGGCAGUAGAAUCUUUUAUGCAGCUUCCUUAUAGAGCAAAGAAAUUUCGACUUUAUUGCACGAAACCUGUGACAUUACAUGUUGACUUCUGUGAAGACAAUGCUGAAAUUGUGCCUGCUGCGAAGUGGGACAGCGCUGCCGUGACGUACUUUCAGAGCGCUCUGAAGGCAGCUACUCAGGUGGAAGCCACGCUGUGCGCCGUUGAAGAGGAUACUUUCGAAGUUUACCUUUAUGCAACAAUAAGAAACGAAAAAGUUUGUCUUAAUGAUGAGCUGGUUGCAAAGAACUUCGCUUACUAUGUGUCACCCACAAAGAGUGAAAACCUCAGUUCUUUGGAAAAACCAAGGUUCAGUAUAAAGUCACCAUCCUUCUCUAAUCAGCCCAACCCAGCAUUUACUCUAUGGCCUAUGCUCUUUCAAGGAAUACAAAGCUUGCGUGGCGUGGGUUUUCCGGCACCGUCUCUGCAGCGCACGUGGAGCAGGAGUCAUGGUGCCCCGGGACCGCCUGCGGCCCUGCUGGAUAAAGAUGUAAAAUCUAAUGAGGAUUCAUUGAGACACUCACCAAAAAAAUUUCUUAAAAAGAAGCAGGAAUGUAUUUCUUUUAAACAAGUAAAUAAGUGUGUUGACUCUUCAUUGUACUGGCCAACCAAAAGAGGUGUGACCAUAUAUGCUGAUCCAGAUAUUCCAGCAGCAAGUGCUUUUAGUCAGAUGCAAAACAAGAAGCCACUUCAGUCCAUUGGGAAGAAGGACUGUGAUGAGAAGAAUGGCUGUGUAAAAUUGCUGCAGUUUUUAAAUCCUGAUCCUCUGAGAGCUGAUGGGAUCUCUGAUCUGCAACAGUUGCAGAAGCUGAAACUAGGUGCGCCUCAGCCUGGUGUCGUGCUCCGGAACAAAAUUGAGCCCUGCCUGACCGUGGACAGGUCACCGCUGUCUCCAGACCUGAAGAAGGCUCUUCAAAGAAAUAAGUUCCCAGGACCCAACCACACUGAGUCUUACUCUUGGCCUCCCAUUGCACGUGGCUGCGAUGCGGUCAUCAUUUCUCACUGUGGGAAUGACCCGCUGUUAUAUCUUCCCCCGCUGCUCACAGUUUUGCAAAUAAGGGGCUGCUACGAGUCAUUGCCAAGUAGAAAUGGACCUCUUGCAGUCAUCGUGUGUCCUGGGUGGAAAAAGGCCCAGUUUAUCUUUGAGUUAUUGGGAGACUAUAGCAUGUCCUCCAGGCCUCUUCACCCGGUGCUGUUAACAAUUGGACUUCACAAAGAUGAAGCCAAAAACAUGAAGCUUCCAAAGGGGUGUGAUGUGAUCAUCACAACCCCACAUAGCCUCUUGAGACUACUCACAUAUCAAAGCUUGCUGUUUCUUAGACUCUGUCACCUGGUUCUGGAUGAGGUGCACGUAUUGUUCUGUGAAGCUAACGAGCAAAUGUUUGCCAUACUUUCUAACUUUAAGAAAAAUGUGGAGGUUGAAGACCGGGAGUCUGCACCCCACCAGAUCGUAGCAGUGGGCGUUCACUGGAACAGACAUGUCGAACAUCUUGUCAGAGAGUUUAUGAAGGAUCCUUACAUCGUGAUCACCGCCCCGGAGGAGGCUGCUCUCUACGGCAGCGUCCAGCAGGUAGUGCAUCUUUGCCUAGAAUGUGAAAAAACCUCUACUUUACUCCAAGUUCUUGAUUUUGUUCCAAGCCAGGCCCAAAAGACUUUGAUCUUUACCUGCUCUGUGGCUGAGACAGAAGCUGUGUGUAAGGUAGUAGAAAGCAACUCAGUGUUUUGCUUGAAAAUGCAUAAAGAAACGACUUUUAACUUAAAAAGUACUUUAGAACAGUGGAGAAAGAAGCUGAGCUCUGGUUCUCACAUUGUAUUAGCGCUGACCGACGACUGCGCCCCGCUGCUGGCCGUCACCGACGCCACCCGCGUGGUUCACUUCAGCUUCCCCGCCUCGCCAAAAGUCCUUGGUGAACGCCUGUAUUGCAUGUCUGACCAUUUUCAGAGUUUAACCGAACAGGGUUCUCCUGCUGAACAGGGAGGUAAAAAAACCAAAUCUGUCUUGCUGCUGACGGAAAGAAAUGCAAGCCAAGCUGUUGGCGUCCUGCGCUACUUGGAGCGAGCAGAUGCCAAAAUCCCGUCAGAGCUGUAUGAAUUUGCUAAAGGGGUUCUAGAAGCCAAGGAAGACAAGAAAGCCGGAAGACCGCUGUGCCCAUAUCUUAAGGCUUUUGGCUUUUGCAAAGACCAAAGGACCUGCUCUGACCGGCAUCGCAUCAGUCCAGAAGUGGACAUGCCAAGGAGAUUAUCCAACCAGGUCCUGCCAGGGUUUGGGCAUGUUAGGAUAAUUCCUUUUUAUAUUUCAAAUGCAACAAAUUACUUGGGUCGUAUCAUUGAUAAACAUACAGACCUUUAUGCAACUCUUACUGCGGAAAUGAAUGAAUAUUUUAAGGAUUUCAGUAAUAAAACAGCUGCUGAAAAAGUGGAGAAAUCUGGAUUUUAUGCAUUAGAAGAAAAGACACUUUUCUACAGGGUUCAGGUGCUGGAGAUGAGCCAGAAGGAAGACAGCUGGGGUUUAGGGAGUGUCCUGGUGCAGUUCAUCGACGAAGGCAGGACCAGGCCCGUUGCCAGAGACCAGCUGCUGGCACUCCCCGAGAAGUUCCGAGCGCUGCCCCCGCAGGCUGUGGAGUUCAUUGUGUGUAGGGUAAAACCUGCUGACAGUGAAAUCGAGUGGAACCCAAAGGUUACCAGAUACAUUCAUCAUAAAAUUGUUGGGAAAUUGCAUGAUGCAAAAGUUGUGCUGGCUUUGGGAAAUACAGUUUGGAUUGAUCCAAUGGUUCAUGUUACAAAACUUCCAAAUCUGAAAACUUCUGUCAUUGAUUACAAUGUUCGAGCUGAGGUUUUGUCUAUGGGAAUGGGUGUUGAUAAUUCAGAGCACAUAGACCAGCUGAGACAGCUGUGCAAGGAAGCGGAAAUGCCAGCGUUCGAAGAACUUCUCGACCCGACUCUGACACCUGCAAUAGAAGAUGCCACACGUCCACACAGCGCUCAGCAAGGGAAUGGGGAUGCAGAAAGAAAGACUGACUCUGGGACAGACUCAGACAACCAAGAGCCCGAAACUUUAUGUGAAGAUACUGGAGAUUCUUCUAUUAGCAGAAGCACACAGCCACAUUUGAAAAGCUUCCAUCCACAAAUAAAGUGGUUCCAAACAGAUGAUGCUGUCAUCUUAAAGAUACGAAUAAGAAAUGUCAAAGAAUAUAAGUGUAACUAUCUUAGAGAUCGAGUCAUUUUCAGUGCCUGGGUGGGAGACAAAUUUUACUUGGCUGACUUGGAGCUGCAGGGCACCGUAAGAAAAGACGACUGCAGGUGCACGAUGAGAGACGACGAGCCUCGAAUCACGCUUGCAAAGGAAAGGAGGGAGUCUUGGCAUGGCUUACUCAAACAUAAGAACCCUAAUGUGGCUUUUGACUUUGAUCACUGGGAGGAAAGUGAAGAGGAAAGCCCCUUCUCUAGAGUUGUCAGCUCUAAAAGCCUGUUGUACAACGUGGUGGAGACGGCUGAGGCAAGCAGCUCCUCCUCAGACACUACUGACGAAAGGGACAGUGCAUGAGGAGCUACGACGGCCAAAGAUGGACUCAGCUGGAACUGGAAGUUGAGAAAGAAGCGAUCCUAAUGAACCUUUCUCACCUGGAGGGUGAAGCAUUACUGUCAUCUGUGGCACUGGGAUGGGUAGUGGUGCGAAAUUCUUAAUUGACUUAAAAGAGCUUAAUGAGCCAGGCGUGGUGGCGCAUACCUUUAAUCCCAGCACUUGGGAGGCAGAGGUAGGAGGAUCAUGGUGAGUUCAAGGCUACCCUGAGACUACAUAGUGAAUUACAGGUCAGCCUGGGCUAGAAUGAAACCUUGCCUUGAAGAAACAAAACCAAAAAGUUUAAUGAUAAGAUUGUCAUAGGAGGAAGAUGGUGGGAUCUGGAAUCAGAAAUGAAAAAUGUAGGGGACACCUGUCAUUUUUAGCACUCAAGCUGAGACAGGAUGGUCACAAGUUUGAGGCCAUCCUGGGCUAGAUAGGGAGAUCCCAUCUCAAAAACCCAACAAAGGCAGAGCUAGAGAGAUGGCUUAG
Molecule: messenger RNA, 4416 nt
Organism: Jaculus jaculus (lesser Egyptian jerboa)
Lineage: Eukaryota; Metazoa; Chordata; Mammalia; Rodentia; Dipodidae
Gene: Tdrd12
Product: tudor domain containing 12
Exons: 32
Coding region: 1-3909 (1302 amino acids)
Biological process (GO): transposable element silencing; germ-line stem cell division
Molecular function (GO): nucleic acid binding; ATP binding
Source: RefSeq, a predicted model, not a curated record